AUGGCUAAUGUUGGAAGUCUUGAGAAUCUCCAAGCUGCACAAAAGAUCUUAAGGGCUAGUCUUAAGAAAUAUAGUGCUAUUUCUUCGAAGUUAGAUGAAAUGGGACCUAGAUUGGACGACAUUAGGCAGAGAUUGCCAUCUUUGGAAGCUGCAAUCAGACCUUUCUCCAGGCAAAAAUGUAGCCACUUUGCAAUCAGGGACCAAAUCAAUGGCGCCAUUGGCCCUGCUGCUGCUGUUUUCAAAGUCUAUGGCGUCGUCCGUGAGCUUGAGGAGUCGCUACUCAAUCAGUCGUGUGCCGAUCUUCCUGCUUAUCUUUCAUCCAUGAAAAAGCUCGAAGAAGCUUUGGGAUUUCUUGCUGACAACUGUGUCCUGGCCAUUCAGUGGCUGGAGGACGUUGUUGAGUUUUCGGAAGACAAUGUUUUUUCCAAUAAUCAAAGCCUAUUGAGUGUGAAGAAAUCUCUGAGGAUGCUACAAGAGUUGCAUGAAAUCGAGGGACGUGCUCGUCUUGAUGGUGGGCCUCUGAAUGCUGCAUUCAACAAACUUGAGACUGAAUUCAGAUGUCUACUGAUGAAGAAUAGUGUUACAACAACAACCUGUGCUACUUUAUUACCAUUAACUAUGCCUGUAGUCCAAAAGCUUCAAGCCAUAGCUGGGAGAUUGGAUGGUGAUAUUCGGCUUCAGAAGUGCAUAGUCUUGUACAUUGAAGUUCGGAGUUUGAAUGCACAAAGAAGCUUGCAGGAUCUUGAUUUGGACUACCUUGAGAUACAAGUCACGGAAUUUGAUGACAUCCAGAGCAUUGAGUCUCACAUUGAUCAAUGGUGCAAGCAUUUGGAGUUGGUUGUCAAGGACCUACUUGAGCCGGAGUACAAACUCUGCAACGAUGUCUUUGAGAAGAUAAAAUCAGAUGCUUGGAAGCACUGUGUUGCAAGACUAGCUGAGGAAUUUAGACUAAUUUCUUUCCUUCAGUUUGGAAGGAGUGUCACCAAGAUGAAGAAGGACCCUCUCAAGCUCUUGAAGCUAUUAGAUAUAUUUGCACUUCUGGAAAGUCUAAGAUCAAAUUUUAACCGGCUUUUUGGUGGAGAGGCCUGCAGUGACAUUCGGACCCUGACAAGGGAACUGGUGAAGGCAGUAGUGAAUGGUGCUUACGAGAUCUUCCAGGAACUUCCUGGUCAAGUGGAGAUGCAGCGGCGAUUUUCUCCUCCCUCACAUGGUGGCAUUCCCGGCUUAGUAAGCUUCAUUACUAAAUACUGUGAGCAACUACUUGGGGAUGAGUAUAAGCCACUCCUGGCCCAGGUCUUGAAGAUCCAUCAAAGCUGGAACCAAGAUGUGUAUGGAGAUGGUUUCCUUACAAACCACAUUAUUAUUAUAAUGAAGGAAGUUGGGUUGAAUCUGGAUGCAUGGUCCAAGGAAUAUGAAGAUAUCUGCCUCUCCUACCUUUUCAUGAUGAACAAUCACUGCCAUUUCUGUCAACUAAAAGGCACAAAGCUCGGCGAUAUAAUGGGAGAUUCUUGGUUAGGAGCUCAUGAGCAGUACAAGGACAAUUGUGCAGCUCUCUACUUGAGAGAAUGCUGGGGAAAGCUUCUGUCUCUUAUAACUCAAAGGGAUUUAGGUUCAUUUCAGGAGUCAGAAAAGAAGAAGCUGAAGGAAUUCAAUGAAGGGUUUGAUGAAAGGUACAAGAAGCAAUCAAAUUGGGUCAUAUGUGACGAAAACUUAAGGCGAAAAGUAUGCCAGAUUUUGGUGCAGGCAGUUGUACCAGCUUAUAGGAGCUACAUGCAAAAGUAUGUUGGUUUGGUUGAACAUGAUGCAAGUGCUAGUAAGUAUGUUAAGCACACAGCACAGAGCUUGGAGAAUAUGAUUACUUCUAUGUUUCAGCCUAAACUGGUUAAGUAUUCCAGCACCAAACAUAUACGCUUUGGCAAGCUGAAAAGCCUGGUGCAAAAUCAAUUUCGUGUAACUCUUACAGCUAUGUAA
Molecule: messenger RNA, 1971 nt
Organism: Fragaria vesca subsp. vesca
Lineage: Eukaryota; Viridiplantae; Streptophyta; Magnoliopsida; Rosales; Rosaceae
Product: exocyst complex component 7-like
Exons: 1
Coding region: 1-1971 (656 amino acids)
Biological process (GO): exocytosis
Cellular component (GO): exocyst
Molecular function (GO): phosphatidylinositol-4,5-bisphosphate binding
Source: RefSeq, a predicted model, not a curated record